CGUCAACCUCUGAGCCUGUCUUUUACUAGCAUCAUCACCGUCCGAUUGCAAAGAUGCAGACUACAACGGCAGAUAUGAAGGUCGAUGACGAGGGUAAGAUUGACGAAGGUCUCUACUCCCGUCAACUGUACGUCCUCGGGCACGAUGCCAUGAAGAGAAUGGCGACCAGUAACAUUCUCAUCGCUGGCAUGAAGGGACUAGGUGUCGAAAUUGCCAAGAACAUCUGUCUCGCAGGUGUCAAGUCGGUCAACAUUUGGGACCCGGCACCGAUCCAGAUCAGCGACUUGGGAACUCAAUUCUUCCUUCGCCCAGAAGACCUCAAGGCUGGCCCAGGAGGAGCGCCCCUCUCUCGCGCCCAGGCGACUGCCCCACGCCUCGCAGAGCUCAACAGCUACGUGCCCGUACGAGCAGUCGAUGAGCCUCAGCUCACUCGGGAGGUCUUGUCACGAUACCAGGUCGUCGUAUUGACCGAUGCGACCCUCAAGCAGCAGCUCGAGAUCAAUUCCCUGACCCGGGCUUCGGGCUCGACGCACUUCAUUGCGGCGGAUGUGCGAGGGCUCUUUGGCUCGGUCUUCAAUGACUUUGGAGAGAAGUUCGUCUGCACAGACCCGACCGGCGAGCAGCCUCUGAGCGGCAUGAUCGUGUCCGUUGCAUCGGACAGUGAAGGAUUGGUGACGACGCUGGAUGAGACGAGGCAUGGGCUCGAGGACGGAGACUACGUCACCUUCUCCGAGGUCGAGGGAAUGCAGGGUCUCAAUGGCUGCGAGCCUCGCAAGGUCACAGUCAAGGGACCGUACACGUUCACGAUCGGAGACACGUCCAGCCUUGGGACGUACAAGAAGGGCGGCAUCUUCACUCAAGUCAAGAUGCCCAAGAUCAUCAACUUCAAGCCCCUUGCAGACAGCAUCAAACAGCCAGAGCAUCUCAUCUCGGACUUUGCCAAGUUCGAUCGUCCUGCCUCGUUGCACGCAGGCUGGCAGGCGCUCAGCGCUUUCAUAGACAAGAAUGGGCGACUGCCCCGCGCUCGCAAUGCGCAGGACGCAGCAGAGGUCAUCGCAUCGGCGCAGCAGAUCUUUAAGACGGCAGGAGAGGAGGGCGAGCUUGCGGAGAAGGUUGUUCAGGAGUUGGCAUUCCAGGCCACGGGUGAUCUGUCGCCCAUGGUCGCCUUCAUUGGUGGCUUUGUAGCGCAGGAAGCCCUCAAGGCUUGCAGUGGGAAGUUCCACCCGCUCGUCCAGCACCUUUACGUCGACUCGCUCGAGUCGCUGCCGGACUCAGUACCCAAGCUUCCUGAGAACGAGUUUGCACCAACGGGCUCACGCUACGACGGCCAGGUUGCCGUCUUUGGCAAAGCUUUCCACGAGAAGCUCACCAACGUACGUCAAUUCCUAGUCGGAUCGGGGGCCAUCGGAUGCGAGAUGCUCAAGAACUGGAGCAUGAUGGGCAUCGCGAGCGGGCCUCAGGGCGCCAUCGACGUCACCGACAUGGACCAGAUCGAGAAGAGCAACCUCAACAGGCAAUUCCUGUUCCGCUCGAAGGACAUCGGUGCCUUCAAGGCGGACACAGCUGCGGCUGCGGUGGCGGAAAUGAAUCCAGACCUCAAGGGCAAGAUCAUCAGCCAUCAGGACCGCGUUGGCCCAGAGACGGAAGACGUCUACGGCGACGACUUCUUCGAGAAGCUCACCGGCGUGACGAACGCGCUCGACAAUGUGCAAGCGCGUCAGUACAUGGACCGUCGCUGCGUCUACUAUCAGAAGCCGCUCCUUGAGUCUGGUACGCUGGGCACCAAGGCCAACACUCAAGUCGUCGUGCCCCACCUCACCGAGUCAUACUCGUCAUCGCAGGAUCCCCCUGAGAAGUCGAUUCCCGUCUGCACGCUCAAGAACUUCCCCAACCAGAUCGAGCACACCAUCCAGUGGGGCCGUGAGCAGUUCGACGACUAUUUCGUCAAGCCUGCGGAGAACGUGAAUCAGUACCUCACUCAGCCCGACUACUUGCAGACGGUGAUGGCAAGCGGCAGCAACCAGCGCGAGCAGCUUGAGCAGAUCAAGGAGUUCCUCGUCGACUCCCGUCCGCUCACAUUCGACGCCUGCAUUGUCUGGGCGCGCCUGAAAUUCGAGGAAAACUACAACAAUUCGAUCCGCCAACUCCUCUUCUCCCUGCCAGAGGACGCGACCACGUCGACUGGCCAGCCCUUCUGGUCAGGCCCGAAGCGUGCGCCUAAGCCCAUCACAUUUGACGCUCAGGACCCGAUCCACAUGGAGUACAUCGUAGCUGCGGCCAACUUGCACGCCUUCAACUAUGGCCUGCGCGGUGAGACGGACCCGGCUGUCUUCCAGAAGGUCCUCUCCAACGUCAUCGUUCCCGAGUUUACGCCGCGCUCCAACGUCAAGAUUCAGAUCAACGAGAACGAGGCCCCCGCCACGAACCCGACCAACGAUCCCUCGUCCAACGUCGAUCUGACCGAGAUCGCCUCAAGCCUGCCCUCUGCCGGCUCUCUUGCGGGUCUGCGCUUGACCCCUGCUGACUUCGAGAAGGACGAUGACUCGAAUCAUCACAUCGACUACAUCACCGCCGCGUCCAACCUCCGUGCGAUCAACUAUAGCAUCGCUCCCGCUGAUCGCCACAAGACCAAGGGUAUCGCAGGCAAGAUCAUUCCUGCCAUCGCCACGACAACUAGCAUGGCUACUGGUCUUGUCUGCCUGGAGCUCUACAAGCUGGUAGACGAGAAGCGCGAUAUCGAGCAGUACAAGAACUCCUUCGUCAACAUCGCCCUGCCAUUCAUGGCCUUCUCUGAGCCCAUUGCUGCUCAAAAGCUCAAGUACAACAGUCCCAAGGGCGAGCAAACCUGGACUCUCUGGUCUCGCUUUGAUAUCCCCGGCAAUCCGACGCUGCAGGAAUUCAUCGACCACUUCAAGCGCGAAGAGGGACUGGAGGUCAGUAUGGUCUCCAGUGGGGUCUCUAUGCUGUACAACUCGUUCCUGAACCCGGCCAAGAUGAAGGAGCGCAAGGGGUUGAAGAUGAGCGAGCUUAUCGAGCAGGUCAGCAAGAAGCCGCUUCCUGCUCAUGCGCGCUAUGUCGUUAUGGAGGUGAUGUGCGAUGAUGAGGAGGGGGAGGAUGUGGAGGUGCCGUAUGUACGAGUCGAGGUCAGGAGCUCCUAAAUGCGGACACGCGGGACAUGGAUAUGCGAUUGCCACUCUGCGCAGAGGAGAAUAGGAUUUAGAGCAGA
Messenger RNA from Jaminaea rosea, 3226 nucleotides. RefSeq names its product ubiquitin-activating enzyme E1. Gene Ontology annotation, cellular component: cytoplasm; SUMO activating enzyme complex. Lineage: Eukaryota; Fungi; Basidiomycota; Exobasidiomycetes; Microstromatales. Gene Ontology annotation, biological process: protein sumoylation. Bases 54 to 3158 code for a protein of 1034 amino acids. The transcript is spliced from 4 exons. Gene Ontology annotation, molecular function: SUMO activating enzyme activity. The record is from RefSeq and is a predicted model, not a curated record.